Striga asiatica is the source of this 650-nucleotide messenger RNA. The record is from the annotation of a GenBank genome assembly. Lineage: Eukaryota; Viridiplantae; Streptophyta; Magnoliopsida; Lamiales; Orobanchaceae.
UUUUUCUCAACUCUUUUCGUCCUUCCAUCAAAUCUAAAAAGCACAAUCAAUUCCAUAAAAAGAAACUCCACAAAUAAAUAAAUAAAUAAAUAAAUAAGAUAACCUUUCCAUCUCCCAAGGCGAAAAAAUCCAUGGCGAGAAGGGCGGUGCUGAUCGGCUGCAACUACCCCGGAACAAAGGCGGAGCUCAGAGACUGCAUCAACGAUGUCCGCCGAAUGUAUGCCUGCCUCGUCGACCGCUACGGCUUCUCCGAGGACGACAUCACCGUCCUCAUUGACAGCGACGAUUCCUACACCCAGCCCACGGGCCACAACAUCCGGGCCGCACUUGCGGAUCUGGUCGAUUCGUCCCGGCCCGGAGACUUCCUCUUCGUCGGCUACAGCGGCCACGUCACCCGACUCCCGGCGGAGACCCGCGAGGACGACGACACCGGCUACGACGAGUGCAUUGUCCCCACGGACAUGAAUCUGAUCACCGAUGAUGAUUUCAGGGACCUUGUGGACAAAGUACCACAAGGAUGCCAGAUCACAAUCGUGUCCGACUCCUGCCACAGUGGUGGCCUAAUCAACGAGACCAAAGAGCAAAUUGGCAAGAGCACCAAACAAAAUGACGACGAGCAAGAAGAAGAAGAAGAAGAAGAAGAAGGAUGA